GAGAGUCUGUCAGACAGAGAGCUGUGUGUGUCGGUGUGAAGAGAGAAAGAGAGAGAGAGUGUGUAUCUGAGUGUGUGGAUGUUUUGGUUAUUUUUAUUUAUUUUUUCUUAUUGAGCAACAACCAGAAACUCCAUCUGAGUCUGACCCGGACUACUCCUUGUUCUACCUUUCAGGACCGAAGCGACUUGGCUGAGUGGUUGCCUCUGAUCACAGCUGGACGGAUAAGCUUCAGCAGACGAGCAGGACGUCAUAAAGAGGAUCAGAGAGGGCUGCCGUGUUACUGCUAUCACUACUGGCUCAUCUUCGGACAUUUGAGUUCUACAUUCAGGCUCUGAUCCCGAUCUCCUGCCUAACUCCCCAAGUGGGUCGCUACCGAGGUGACAGAGGCAGUCCAGACGGUCCUGAUGUGGAAUUUGACCUCGGCUGACCCAGUCCCACAAGUAGUCUUUGCCUAAGGAAAGAGAACAAGAAAAGGAGGAGGAGAGGAGCAACUAAAGAAAAGCGAGACGCUCAAAUCAGUGACUGGUCCUGCAGUGAUGCCAGUGGAGACGCUGAGGCCCUCAGAUGGCCGUCUGGCCGGGGUCGCCUUCACCUCAGGCAGACCCUUCAGAAUACUCAACAAGGGUCCCAACUACUUCCGCCCCCCUGCUGAGCCAGGAACCCGCAAGCUGAGUGCUGUGGAGCGCCUGGAGGCCGACAAGGCCAAGUACGUGAAGAGCCAGCAGGUGGCUUUGACUCGGCAGGCGCCCAUCCAGGCCCCACUCAUCCGGAAGCCACUUGUCCCCCCAGUGAUGAUGCCCCAGGGCAACAUGGGCACUCCGACCGCCCGGAAGAUUCCCCGCUGCCCAGCUGAUGUAGAGAACCGGGGAGGCGGCGAGGUGCUGGGGGAAAGGAGACCCUUCAAUCUGGAUAUCCUGAGUAAUCUAAUCAAUGAUGUAUGUGAUGGAGCACAGUCAUUUUCCUCCACCUCCCCCUCUUCAUCGUCUCCAUCGUCAGGGGUAAAGAGCAUCUGCAGCAGCCUGUCUGCAGAGCAGGACAAGAGCAACAGACUCGUCAACAACCUCAACUCCUCAUCCACGUCCUCCUGCACGUCUUCCCUGCUCAGCAAUAAUCGUUGCGCCCCUGCAGCAGAACUGUCCUGUCGUCCACCCCCUGUCCCAGCACGGGUUUUACGGGGGGUUCAGGCCUCCUAUAAUGCCCCUAAUUCAGUGACUGUCCGCAGGGUGGACGUUCGGCCUCACGCUGAGGUGAAGAAGCCACCAAGAGUUGCACUGCAUCCCCACCUGAGGCCCCGACAGAUCCCCCAGGGUCAGGUCGCACACUCCCAGCUCCCGCCUCCACCGCUGCCUCCUCAAUCACAGAAUCAGCCACCAGCCAAGGUCAACACCUCAUCCCAAACUUUGCCAUCGCCUCCUGCCUACCCACCCCUCAGCCCGAUGCUGGUCCGAGCGGGCGUCAUCCCGCCAGCCUCCCCAGCCUUCACACGCAUCUCCAACGCCAGCUCCAAAGGCUCCUCCCGCAAGCACCCAUCUCUGCACCGCUCCAAGUCGGACCUGAGCGACCGCUACUCACGCGCCACUGCUGACCUGGAGCGCUUCUUCAACUACUGUGGGCUGGACCCAGAAGAGGUGGAGGGACUGGGCGGCGUGGAGCGCUUCACCCGGGCCAACUCGGAUAUUGUGUCCGUCUCCAAGCUCCGCAGCGUCAGCACGCCCAGCUCAGAGUGUGGGGACGACGUGGAGCGGAUGAGGGGGUACGGAGGCGGUGACGAGGAGGAGGAGGAUGAGGACGGGCCCCUGAGGACAAAUGACAGAGUCCCCUAUGGGAUCUCGGUCAUUGAGAGGAACGCACGAGUCAUCAAGUGGCUCUACGGCAUCCGGCAGGCAAGAGAGGCGAACAGUGGCAUCUCGAACGUCUAGACUGAUGAUGACAGCUUGUUCGUUCUUGUUUCGCUGCCUUAUUUCCACGUUUGGGAUCAAUGUUCCGGAUCAAUGUUCCGGAUCAUUUGGUAGUUUGUCUUCAGUUUCCUGUGAGGACUCACUUUUACUGGACAAAAAGACAAACAUGACUGAGUUUACGUCAGGGGUUGCAUCGAUUGCAAAUUUCUGGUCGAUUAGCAAUUUUGGCAAAAUACCAAAUGUUUUGCUUGAAGAGUUGGUAAAUUUAGUGUCAAAGUCACUAAGUUGGCAAUAGCGGAGUGACUAUUGUUAAUAUGAAGACGUGACCCUCUUGGCGGGUCUGUCUGUGUACCGUCCCUCACGGUACACAGACAGAACAUCAGCAGCCGAUAUCCAGAUCACAAAAGAUUGGUUUCACAUGCAAGUAUUGGCUGAUUGGCCGGCUGAUCAGUCGGUGCACCCCUUAGUUUCUGUUCUAAAGGCUGCAAGUCAGGACUGCAACUGGACAAUGCAUUGCUAUGUUCUUUUCGUUGAUGUCAUUGGUAUUUCCAAGCAAUAACAGAUUAUUGUCAAUGCUGGUGAGAAUGAAGGCAGAGGGUGCUAUCAGGUUCCUAUAGGUACUGUAAGUGUGCGUGUACAUGUGUGUGUUUUAUACCAGAGUUUGGCAACAGACUGCCAAAGUGUUGCACAGCACAGAGACAAUUGAAAGCAGAGCAGCAAGAGAACCACGUUCAUACUGUGAAACCUACAAGUAAAGCUUCCACAAAUAUGUGUGUAUUUUUAAAAAGUUACAGAGAAAAUGGUUGGCUGUGAGACUGUUCUCAUAAAUGUUUCUUCAGCAUGCAAGUGAACUGUUAGUACACACUUUACCGUAGCACGUCAUAUCAAAAAGAAAGAAAAAAAAAAAGCAGGAAGCGAUCCCCAGGCUUCCAGAUUCACAGCACAUCCACUUCAGUCACAGGGGAGUUUUUAUCUGAUCUUUACUUGUUGCCUCCGAUGCAGUCUUGGAUUACUCUGCAUUGGUGCAGCCUGGGAAAUCGGUUUACCAUGUGCGUCUUGGCACAGGGGGGAAGAGUGAGUCAUACGAUGAAGGAUGAUCUCACAAGCAAACGGAGGGCGCUCGGUGAUCUGUGGUGCACGAAUAUGUCCGUGACUCAGGAAGAUGGCAUAGUAAAACAUGGACCAAUAUUUAUUUGGAAAACAUAACUUAAUGUUUUGUUGUUGUUGUUUUUUUUUGUUCUAAAAGUGGAUUUUUGUGUACAGAGAUCAGGCUGAGUCACAUUUAAAUGCACAUACAGAGACACAUUCAGUGAGUGAACAGAAGGGAUGCGAUGUGUUGCGAGAGAAUCGCAUUAAACUUCUUGUUUGUUGCUUCUACUUCUGUUGAACUGUUCAGUCUGGUCGGGUCUUCCUCUUCACAUGAGAAUCAGCAGCAGCGUGCAGUGGCAAUCAGAUCAGAGAGCGUCUGAAAACAAAAUAUGCUUUUUUUUUUUUUCAGGCACUGGAUGCCCAAAGAGUCUUUGAUAAAGAGGUCCAAAAUGCUUUACAGUGUUGUAUCCUGAAUCCAUUAAUAAAAUAUGUUUGAAUAUUAA
Messenger RNA from Poeciliopsis prolifica (blackstripe livebearer), 3490 nucleotides. RefSeq names its product protein FAM110B. Bases 537 to 1919 code for a protein of 460 amino acids. The transcript has 2 exons. The record is from RefSeq and is a predicted model, not a curated record. NCBI's taxonomy places the organism in Eukaryota, Metazoa, Chordata, Actinopteri, Cyprinodontiformes, Poeciliidae.